Eutrema salsugineum is the source of this 733-nucleotide messenger RNA. RefSeq names its product transcription factor IBH1-like 1. Gene Ontology annotation, biological process: regulation of DNA-templated transcription. The transcript has 2 exons. NCBI's taxonomy places the organism in Eukaryota, Viridiplantae, Streptophyta, Magnoliopsida, Brassicales, Brassicaceae. Bases 138 to 629 code for a protein of 163 amino acids. The record is from RefSeq and is a predicted model, not a curated record.
CUCAUUUCUUCUAUUAAUUCUCCUCUUUCAUCAAUCUAAUCUCUCUCCCUCUCUCUCUUUCAUUUCUUUCUAGCUAGGGUUUAAGUUUCAGACCCAAUCGAGCUACUUGGAUAUUUAAAAAAGAAACAAGCGUAAGGAUGAACACGCAUAACAUGGUUAAGCAAGAAUUUAUCAAGAAAUGGAUAACUACUCUCCACAUGUUAGAUUCCUCUGUUGAACAUCCCACGAACAUAACCGAGAGGAAAAACGCGAUAAGACAAUCAUCGGACUUAGCUAUGGCAGCUGCUAGAAGCGGCGCAACCGUAUGGAGCCGCGCUCUCAUCUCUAGGACGGGAAACAAGACAACUAAUAAACCCGUGGCUCUUCGAAUACUCAAGAAAGCUCGAAAUCGAUUGAAGAAUCGUUGUACUACUGUUAGACGAAAUGGUACGAAAAUCGGAGUGAGAAGACGUACGGAGUUGCUUAAGAGUCUAGUACCGGGAGGCGAGUUAAUAGAUGACAAAGAGUAUUUGAUAAGAGAGACACUUGAUUACAUUGUUUAUCUCCGAGCGCAAGUGGACGUUAUGCGAACCGUCGCAUCCGUCGAUUUGGUCACCGGAGAUUCACCGUACCGCCCUAGGAACAAAUAAAUGUGCAUGCAACAUUUCAAACCCUUGUGAAUAUGAAGUAGCUAAUGACUAAGAUGUAAGUCCACGUGUACAUAUAUAUAAGAUAAAACUAUCUUUGAAUAUAA